AUGGGCCUGGAAGUGACCACACCGCUCAGGGACCACAGUGACACGAUCUCAGUACAGAAGAAGAGUCGUCUUCUUCUUCUUCUCCUUGUUUGUAGACGUCUCUGUUUCAGUUUUAUUCUUUUUAAAAACCUUGAUAUUCUGAAGAUGUCGGAUUUACGCUCAGAGCUGCAGAAGUUUCUGGAAACUUUAAACAUCCAAACCACGUGUGUGGAGCAUCCUCCGGUUUUCACGGUGGAGGAGAUGAUGCCUCACCUGCAGGACGUGAACGGAGCCGUCACUAAAAACCUCUUCUUGAAGGACAAGAAGAAGAAAGGCCUGUGGCUGGUGUCAGCUCGUCACGACCGUCAGGUGAACCUCAAUGACCUCGCCAAGAAGCUCGGCGUCGGCAGCGGCAACCUGCGCUUCGCGGACGAGGCGGCCAUGUUGGAGAAACUCAAGGUGGGUCAGGGAUGUGCGACGGCUCUCGCUCUGCUCUUCGAUAAAGACCAGAGCGUGAAGUUCGUCCUGGACCGGGACCUGGUGGAGGGCGGCCAUGAGAUGGUCUACUUCCACCCAAUGACCAACGCUGCCACCAUGGGGCUCCGACCGGACGACCUGCUGCGCUUCCUGAAGGAGACGGGACACGAACCCGUCCUGGAGAGCUUCGAGUAGGAGAGAGCCGGACGCUGGACGUCGAGCGGCGUUAAAAACCAGGAUCCGGCUGCAGGAAGAGAGAGUGUCACAGUCGUCACGGACAUGGAGACGACCUGAAGAGACUUGAGCGGAACGUAAUUGUUUCUGCUUCAAAUGUUUCAAAAUGAUUUUUUUUAAAUGUCAAAAUGAAACACUAACAUUUUAAAGUCUUAAUCAAGAAGAGAAGCUUCUACUCUGCGCAGUUCAAAUGAAACGGCUCAGACAGAAUCAUUUCUUUCUAAUGAAGUCGUCUUCAUUAGAAAUCAGCCUCACAGAAUUAUUUAUUUUGAAAAAAAAUAUAUUCUUAAAAAAUCAUUUUCUGAAUCAUCUCUUGUUUUUCAACCGUUUCUCAUUUCUCUGUUACUUUGUAAAAGGUCAAGUCUGUUUAAAAAAACAUUGACGUGUUUAGUAAACACUGAGUUUACUUAUAUCUGUGGAUCUUUUUCUUUUUACUCACAGAAACUAAAGAUCUGCCACAAUAAAAAAUAUUGAAUGAG
This is a messenger RNA of Hippoglossus stenolepis (Pacific halibut), 1169 nucleotides long. RefSeq names its product prolyl-tRNA synthetase domain containing 1 (gene prorsd1). Bases 1 to 651 code for a protein of 216 amino acids. The record is from RefSeq and is a predicted model, not a curated record. The transcript is spliced from 5 exons. Lineage: Eukaryota; Metazoa; Chordata; Actinopteri; Pleuronectiformes; Pleuronectidae. Gene Ontology annotation, molecular function: aminoacyl-tRNA deacylase activity.